CUGCUGAAAGGGGGAAAAGAAGAGAAAGAGUGUGCUGUUGAACUGCGACAAUGGCGAUGGCGUUGUUCUCUUCAACGGCAAUUGCAACCGUUCCUCGAAUCCUCGCAUUCGCUUCCUCCAGCAAACUCUCCUUCUCUCUUCUUCCAUCAUCAUCAUCAUCAUCUUCUUCUUCUUCUCGAUUCCUUUCAUUUCCCACUUCUCCAUCAAACCUCGCUCUCUCUCUUCAAUCCCCACGCGCCUACGUGUCUCCUUCCGCCUCCGCAUCAGCAUCCGCAUCCUUCCACGGCCUCUGCUAUGUCGUCGGUGACAACAUCGACACCGACCAGAUCAUUCCUGCCGAGUACCUCACCCUCGUCCCUUCCAAGCCCGACGAAUACGAGCAGCUUGGUUCCUUCGCCCUCGUUGGUCUCCCCGCUUCCUACGCCACUCGAUUCAUCGAUCCCGGCGAGACCAAAACUAAGUACGCGAUCAUCAUUGCCGGCGCUAACUUCGGCUGCGGCUCCUCCCGCGAGCACGCGCCCGUCGCGCUUGGUGCCUCCGGUGCCGCUGCCGUUGUGGCUGAGUCCUACGCUCGCAUCUUCUUCCGAAACUCGGUGGCGACCGGCGAGGUCUAUCCGCUGGAAUCGGAGAGUCGCCUCUGCGAGGAGUGCAGAACUGGCGACGUGGUGACGAUCGAGCUCGGAGAGAAUCGGUUGAUCAAUCACACUACCGGAAAGGAGUAUCGGUUGAAACCGAUCGGCGAUGCGGGUCCUGUGAUUGAGGCCGGUGGUAUCUUUGCGUAUGCUAGGAACACCGGCAUGAUUCCCUCUCGUUGAGUAGAUGAGACCAGACUUUUGUUCUCUGUUUUCGUUGGGGUUCUAACAUCAUAUGUGUCUGCAUCAAUUGGAUUGGAAAACUUUUUACCCUCCAGAUAGAUGUUGCAUGUGACAGUAGACAUUUCGGGAAGCUGGAACCAUUCAUGGAUUUGUUGGAACUGUGACAACUUCUUUGGCAGCAACUGACAACUACCCAAUUAUUUGAGUAUUUGCAAUAUACUGCCUGCUCAAUUCAGAUUCUUUCUCGAAAGGCAGUUUCAAUUGACAGUCAAUUCGGCAGAUAACUACUGUAUUGUGUACUGUCUUUCUAAGAUGAAAGUUAAUUGGUUGAAAAUUAGUAUUGUAAUUUGGCGUUAAACUUUAGGAAAUAUGGAGUUUCCUUUUUUGCUUGAUGUUUAUGCUUCCAUUAGAACAUUUGAAACUUUAAAUGUAUGUUGCAUCAGCAGGAUCUUUAGUGUAUUCUUCUCUUGUACUCCUUCGCAAGUGCUGACUUGGAUUGGCUAGUUUUUAAUUAAUAUAAUUGAAAACAGGGGUAUUAAUAUUUUAAAUUU
Messenger RNA from Abrus precatorius (Indian licorice), 1366 nucleotides. RefSeq names its product 3-isopropylmalate dehydratase small subunit 3-like. Bases 51 to 815 code for a protein of 254 amino acids. Gene Ontology annotation, molecular function: hydro-lyase activity. The record is from RefSeq and is a predicted model, not a curated record. The transcript has 2 exons. Lineage: Eukaryota; Viridiplantae; Streptophyta; Magnoliopsida; Fabales; Fabaceae.